Molecule: messenger RNA, 933 nt
Organism: Clarias gariepinus (North African catfish)
Lineage: Eukaryota; Metazoa; Chordata; Actinopteri; Siluriformes; Clariidae
Exons: 4
Coding region: 91-933 (280 amino acids)
Source: RefSeq, a predicted model, not a curated record
CAGAGGCAAGCAAACAAUAUUUUUUAUGGGUAAGUGUGGGCCUGGAUUCCUGCAUGACCCAGCAUUUCAGGAUCAUAAACCACUUUAAGCAUGCAUCGUACAGACUGGUUUGUGUGGCCAAGCGAGGCCCAGAAAAAAGAGGAGAGGAGGGCUGAAGCCAGGCUGGCUCAUGGGAUACAACGGCUCGAUGAAGCCAAACGUUACCAUCUGAACACACUGACCCGAGAGCAACAUGCACUCCACCGCCAUCUCAUCGCCCUUAAGACAGGUAACCGACGGAGAGGUUUAAACGCUGUCCCAUCACGACUCCCCAAUCAUGAUCUCAGCCGCCCUGCUGUGUCCUAUAACAAGACCCGAUUUCCCAUAAUUCCACCUCCAGACAGAGAGACAAACAAGCAUAGGUCUGAGAAACUGCGGUCCAUCUGCUCCCUGCAGGCUCGUGUUCAGGACUUUCUCAGCAGUGUUGAAAACAGGACUGAUAUCGCUACAGUGCCUGUAUCUCUGCCAGACCUUAAACCACAGCCUCCAAAAAUGCUUCCUUCUGCCCCUCUAAACCGAGAGAACAAGGAAGGAGAUGGGGAUGUACAGAAUAAGAAACACAGAGCUAGAGGGAGGGAUGGACGGAGGUCAGCACUGGAAACACACAGAUUUUUUCAGACAGAAAAUGAUCUGGUAGUAGCAAGAGAUACAGAAAAAGAAGAAGAGAUGAAUGUACCAGUACCCUGCUCUACUUGUCUUUCUCCCCUCUCUGACACCCACGCACCUGACGGCCAGUUGAGGAUGGUUCACACACUGCCUAAUUUUGUGCAGGCGCUGACAGAGGCACGCAAAGCCCGAUACAUUCGUCAUAGGGGACAGCCUUUGUGUGAGAGAGAGCUGAGUAUUAGAGAGAUAUUCGCGAACAACUCGAGAGACACACCUACCACUCACUGA